CAUUUAAAUAACCAUACGGUCAUAACCUUCAUCGAAAAUAUAAAGUUAUUUCAUAUAUAUUUUUAUUUAAAAUAAAAAAAUGAUUGGAAUUACCGGUAGGCUGGCGUUAAUUGCUCGCGGAUUUGCGACAAGUGUCAAAGAUAUUCCUAAUUUAGUAAAACAAAACAAGGUCGUGGUUUUUAUGAAAGGAGUACCAGAAGAACCUAGAUGUGGAUUCAGCAAUGCCGUUGUACAAAUAUUCCGUAUGCAUGGAGUUAAAUAUGAUGCACAUGACGUACUAGCAAGUGAUGAACUCAGACAAGGUGUAAAAGAUUUUUCAAACUGGCCAACAAUACCCCAAGUUUUUAUAAACGGCGAAUUUGUUGGUGGCUGUGACAUUUUACUCCAAAUGCACCAGAACGGUGAACUUAUUGAAGAAUUAAAAAAAGCUGGAAUAACAAGCGCUCUUUUAACAAAAGACAAUGCCGAUGACGCAUCGAAAAAGUAAUUAAAAGAACCCAAGUAUCUACGGAUUUGUAAAUAAUUUCCAAUUCUAUAAACUAGUCUCGUUUUGUUAAUAAAAAAUAUUUAAAAAUCCACAUGAUGAUUAUAAAAAAAAUCAUAAUUUUUGCAACUCUCGGCGUAAAAUUUUACCCGCAGCACUUUUUGGAAUUUUAUCAACUACAACAACGUGACCAAGUUGUUUGUAUUUAGAAACACGUUUAGCAACGUAAUCUUUUAUUUCUUGCUCAUCAAUUAUCAUAUUUGCUUUGGGAACUAUAAAAGCUUUUGGAAUUUCCCCGUAUCUUUCAUGCGGCACACCUACAACUGCUGCAUCAGCUAUUUUUUUGUGACCCUGAAUAAUAUCUUCCAGUUCCGCGGGUGCUACCUGAUAACCUUGAACUUUUAUCAACUCUUUUAGCCGCCCUCGUAUGUACAAAUAUCCUUCAAUCAAUAAAUUUUAUUAUUUCAAUCUC
Molecule: messenger RNA, 956 nt
Organism: Microplitis mediator
Lineage: Eukaryota; Metazoa; Arthropoda; Insecta; Hymenoptera; Braconidae
Gene: Grx5
Product: glutaredoxin-related protein 5, mitochondrial
Exons: 3
Coding region: 80-487 (135 amino acids)
Source: RefSeq, a predicted model, not a curated record